This is a messenger RNA of Prorocentrum cordatum, 488 nucleotides long. Lineage: Eukaryota; Dinophyceae; Prorocentrales; Prorocentraceae. The record is from the annotation of a GenBank genome assembly.
CGAAGGUGGAGACCAUCGACCUGCCGCAACGUUUCAGCUUCGAGUUCCUGCUGGGCCGCCUCGACCUGGACCUUGUCGACGAUCGCAGGACCUCUGACGUCCAGAGGCAGCUGCUGCAGCUGGCCCUCAGCGAGGCCAACCUGCGGAUCGACGUGAACAUGGCCACGGACCACAGGGGGCGCGACUCCGCCGAGUGGUCGACCGAGGUCCGCGUGGGUGGCUUCCAGGCCGUCCACUGCGCCAGCACGCUCUUCAGGCUCCACAGCGAGCCCUCGACUCUGGCGGUGGGGCGCCAGCCGUCGAACAAGGUGGCCGCUGGCCGCAUGCCGUCGUUCCGGCCGUCGUACCAGCCGGGCGAAGGCGAGCCGGCCGCGAAGUUGGCCGUGGCCAGCAAGCUCGAGAAGGAGCAAAACCUCCUGGAGCUGGACUUCGGUUUCAAGCCGAUCGAGGUGCACUUCCUGCCCGGCGUCGUGGAGCUCCUCCUGGAG